Messenger RNA from Patiria miniata (bat star), 4194 nucleotides. Its product is annotated as 43 kDa receptor-associated protein of the synapse-like. The transcript is spliced from 7 exons. The record is from RefSeq and is a predicted model, not a curated record. Gene Ontology annotation, biological process: chemical synaptic transmission. The coding region runs from base 1707 to 2951 and encodes 414 amino acids. Gene Ontology annotation, molecular function: acetylcholine receptor binding; protein-membrane adaptor activity. Lineage: Eukaryota; Metazoa; Echinodermata; Asteroidea; Valvatida; Asterinidae. Gene Ontology annotation, cellular component: synapse.
UAUUCAUUCAUGUUGCAUCAUUGUUGAUCGCACGGAAAAACUGCAUGAUUAGAAAACCGCCCAGAAGCUGCGUAGAAAUCGAAACAUAUAUCACCGCUCCUAUUAAGCGCGAGGUGACAUUCCUGUUUUUAUACCCGCGGAACUUGUCGGCUUCAGUGAUAAAGCGCGCGGGCAUUGGGAGCGAGCGACCCCCGAAGAUAAAAGAACGCUCUCGCAGUCUCGCACCAUCACAGCUGGCAAAUGUCAAAGGAGACAGACAGUUAUAGAAACGCCCCUGGUCGGCUACAUGGAUAUCACAUAGACGCCAUUGUGAAAUCAACCAACGUCCUUUCCACAUCACUGUAACGGUUCUUGUCCGUUACAUAUCGGCAGCAGCAGACGAUGGAAACUUAGGAUGACGUCAUUGUUACAAAGUGAAAGUUUUUCGCGCCCAUUUCCGGAGUCCACUGCUGAGGACUGAAAGCAAAACACUCCAGGUUUUUCAACGGUGAAGUAUCAGGAGUAUUUCCUCACAAGUUACGAGGUCUGCGUGCAGAUGUAUAGCAGUCAGACGUGAUUGAGGUUCUCUGGAGAAAUGUCUUAAUUAAUUUCGCGUCUCGGAAUUCAUUAAGGCCGGCGGUUAUUGCGUUAAUCAGUUGGAUCGUCGAUUGGCAAGCAGGCCUGCGAUAUGGACGGCACUUGAAGUCUGCACACCAGCUUUGCUCUCGCCAUAUGGCUUCUGGCUGCUGGAAAAAUAUUGCUCCCAUCCCACUGCCGAUAAUCUUGACACAUUUCGAACAUCACUGAAGAAUUCUCUGAUUGCGUUGGAGCCCUGACAUUCUCCUCGUAAAUAUAACCAUAAGUGCCGCAGCCUGCGUGUGUUUUGUUCCUAUCGCCCUAGCACCGUGGUAAUCAGAACAGUACACAGACGGACGUUUGGAAAAUUUAGGAUUAUCUGCCUGAGAGGAGAAGCGAUCAAAACAAUAUUUUGAAGUGAAAUCAGCCGUGGUUCAAUUAAAUGGAGAUUUGAGUUAUGAUACGAGAGAGUGGCAAAUAUAAAGGCAUCAUUAGCCAUGCAUUGACAGGAGAGGACGCUUGCUGAGCUGGCUGCCUCGGCCCAGCGAGUAGAGGAAUUCCUGGCGGUGAUUUUUUUUUAUCAAUGACUGAUGUGCCUUUUAUGGUCCAUUUCGCACCGGGGAAGGACGAACGUGUUGUCAGUGCAACGUUGGAUCCCUGACGCAUGAACAUUGUUAUGAUUUCAGCUCGUGUCACUGGGCGCAAGAAUAACAACCGUGAGCACAGGCUCUGCAAUUAAAUGAAUUGGAAAAAAAAAAGAGGGAGAAAGAAUGGAAUGAAAAGAAUAGACUAGACAGUGUUAUGUUAGUCAUUUUUUCUACAGGAUGUAUGAACCAAGGACGCAGCCAGUUGUCACGGCUCUACGUAAUAUCAUGGAGGAAUAUUAUAUCCACGGAAUGCCUUUUACCAGUCCGUCUGCACAUUAAUAAUAUCCGACACAGCGGGCUGUCACAAACGAGUUGUACCGCAAUCUUUCGCCGGUCUGAAGGCGUUGCUUCAUGGUCAAGCACCCGGUGAUUUCUGUCAAGUUGGCUUGAUGUUGACAUCAUCCUUGAAGCCACAUCGAAGUGCCAACGGAUGACUGAAUCGUUCAGUAAAAGGGGGCUGCCCGCCGUUCAACCGCCUAGGUGAGUGUCAACACUUGUGUCAGCAUGGGCCAGCGAGCGGCCAAACAACAGAUCGAGAAGGGACUGAAGCUGUACAACAACACCAAACAGGAGCAGGCAGUACGCAAAUGGAAGGCAGCCCUGGGUAAAGUUGGAGACAAGAAACGCUUGAGGUUUAUCCUGUUGGGUCAUUUAGCCCUGGCUUACGGCGACUGGGGAGACUAUCGCGAGAUGUUGGGUUACUCCGUCCAGCAAAUCGAUAUCGCCAAUGAGCUGGAUGAAUUGGAACUCAGGGCCGAGGCUUACCUGAACCUCGCCCGGGCGAAUGAGAAGCUAUGCGAGUACCACAAAGCCAUGUCGUACGCCAGGCACAGCAUGAAUAACACCGCGUCACAGGAGGACCCUUUAGUGGGGCCGAUACACCUCUGCCUCGGCAAUGCCAAUCUGGGGUUCGGUCACUUCCAGCAGGCACUGGAAAACUUUGACAAAGCCCUAAAAAUGGCCAUCAAGAUCGGAGACAGGGGGUUGGAGUGCAACACCUACGGGGACUUAGCGGAGGUGUAUAUCAGCUUGAAGGACUAUGAUAAGGCGUUGAGGUACACGGUGAAAGCGAGUGAACUGGUGAGAUGUAGGGGCCAGGAGUGGAGCCCCAAACUACGGACGGUAGUGCAGCUGAAUCUGGCUACGCCUUAUCGGAAGCUGGGGAAGAUGGAUCUUGCCAUGGAUUACUGUGAGGAAGCAAUGAAAAUGGCCUUGCAACUGAAUGACCGUGCCAUCCAAGCUAGAUGCCUGUGUAUCUUUGCCGACAUUCACAGGAAGAGAGGCGAUUGUGAGAGGGCGUACCCACGCUACGAGUCGUCACUGAGUAUCGCUGUUGAAGCGGGAGACAGACUCGGCCAACUCCAGGUCCUUUCGGGAAUGGCCAAAACUUUAGUUCUGAUGAAGCAGUUUCAGAGGGCUCUUGACGUGAAUACCCAGGCAUUGGACAUCGCCACUUCAAUCGGAAACAAAAUGUCCAUGCUACGGUCCCACUGGCUGAUGCACCAGCUGUACCGUGCCUUAGGCAACCCCAAGGCGUCCCAGCAGCAUGCCUCGGCCUUCGAUGGCUACCUGAGGGAUCUGUCACUCUACUGCGGGGUGUGUCAUGAGGUCAUGGGUAGUCGACAUGACAGUCUGAAUGUCCUGACCUGCUGUCACAUCUUCCAUGCACGAUGUGCGGAAACAAGCAGCUUCAAAGCUAGGGGCUGUCCGAACUGCAAGAAGGUGUUGACAAUACCGAUAUUCGUCUGAAGAUGUUCAUCUCUGGCAUCUUCAAUUUUGAACCGAAAUCUUUCUUAAAAAGAAAGCGAGAACUAAUUGCCUGUGAAAUGGGAGAUAUCCUCUCCGGGCGGACGAAACACGACUGAAGUAAAGCAGCUGUAUUGAAGAAUGUUUGGAUGUAUGGUCUUCUUGGCCACCUAGCGGCAGCAUGGUGUCAAGUCCCCGCGGGAGGGCUUGACAACUGAAGAGCACUUUCGAUCAAGAACUAUAGGGCAAUGAUAAUUUGACUUCGUCUCAACGAACUCGCACUAUAGUGGCAUCCUCGCUAGCCGGAGUAGUCUUACUCCUGUAUGUCUUUAAGACGGUAUAUCGGGGCAAACAGAAUCCACACAUUUACUGUUUUGACAUCGCGCGAUUAACUAAAGGUCAAACUUUUGUUACAAAAAGCUGACCACCACACGAACUCAGUUUCGGUAGGGUCGGACAACCGUCCCUAAGCCUCGCGAUACAUACUGGGUUUUGGCUGCCAUAGGGUGGGUAGGCCAUGAUGCAGCACGGGUUCUGGCCCAACCAGUCUUCACUCCAACAAAGACAAUGGCAUCCACAAGGCACUGAAUGGAAAUUCUAUGGUGUCUGCGACAAAAUCCUCGAAAUUUCGUGCUCAUACGUAAUACGUAUACAGAACGAUUUUUUGGUCGCCUAAGCAAUUUGCAACAAAGGCUACACGUCUCCUAUUGGCUAACAAGCUCCAGAAAAAAAUGAUCUCUUAAAUAUCCAGAAUCCUGAAUAUUCAGUGCGAAGGGAACGUCACAAUGUCUACGCAGACAAUCUGAUUGCCUAACGGCGAGUGUCAAAAUAGUAAAUUAGUGGACUUGGUUUGCCAGGGUAGUCUACGAAAUGGCUAGCAUGGACUGUUAGUUGAAAAUGGUUGGACUAGUCUAGUAUACUAGUCAGCAACUAUGGUACCGAGAUAAUAGAACAGUUAUUGGUCGAUCGUAAUGCCCGGAUGUUAAAAGCCACGUGAGUCAGCUGAAAGCAAAUUCUUUUAAUAAAUAAAGACCACGACAAUUGACCAAAUUUUCUAAUUUCAAAUUUGUAUAUGUAGAUCAGUUUUAUAAAAUUACUGAAUUGUUUCAAAUAUCUUAUAAUUAUAAUUUAAAUUGGUUCUGCGGAAGGAACUAGAUUAGUUAACAUAAAUGCAUGCAGGCCUAUCGUUUUAAUUCAUGUUCAAUGUUGGUACAUCAAAUAAAACGAAAACUAGGAACGACAUUGA